AUGCAGGCUGACGACGCGCCCCCGGAAGAGAUUACGGAGGUACUGGAACAAGCCAUGUCGGACGUUGGAGCUGGACCUGAUUCUCCAGCGCCUGAUAAAGAGCCAUCUCCUACAGAAGCCGAAGAGGCCACCGAGUCCUCACCGGAUCCGGUGACUGAGGAGACUGGUUCGACGGAAGAAAGCGCUACAGUGCAACCCGUAGCAGAUAAAGAAGACGAACCACAGGCUGCUGCAGCGGAUGCAGAGCCAGCUGCGGAUGCAGAGCAAACCGAGCCCUCCGCGGACAGCACCGAAGCUGAUGCCGCUCCGACAAAUGCAGCCGAAGAGGAGCCGGCUGAAUCAUCUCCUGUUGACCCAGCUGGUGAAGAGGACAAGGAUGGAGCCUCGGAAGAGCCUCCAGCUGAACAACCGGCUGAGGAGGCUAAAACGGAUGAUGACAACUCCUCAGAAGACAAGCCAGAUGGACCCGUCGAGCAGCUAUCUCCACAGGAAAAUGAAGCUGAAAAGUUACCAGCAACGGAGGAUCUUGACCCGGGUGAGGACGGCCCCAGCGAUGACAAACCCGCUGUUGAAGACGUCGCAGCCGACGAGACACCUGCCGAUGAACAGACCGAGGAAGUAGCCGGCGGCGAUUCAGAAGAACCCCAGGACGAGGCAGCGCAACCAGAACAAGCAGAGCCUUCUGCAGACGAAGGGGGUGGUGAUGAAGUCGAAGCUUCUGCAGUAGCACAGGAGCAGCCAGCUGAAACAGAUGCUCCUGCAGAUGGUGAGGCGACAGAGGAGGCCGAGGAACCUCCAACUGAUACUUCGGAUCAACCAAAAGACGCACCACCUGCUGCCGACGACUCCGCUCCACCCGCCGAGGAAAACAAUGAGUCUGUAGAAGCAGCUGCGGAGGGAGAUGCACCCGAGCCGACUGAGAAUACGGAAGCAUCUAUUGAAGCCGCUUCCGACGAGGCUCCCGCCGGGGACCCGGCUUCAGAAGAAGCACCUCCAGAGGAACCCUCAGCUGAAGGGUCGGCGACUGAAGCGACAGCCGCCGAAGGAGCCGCUGUUGCAGAAUCAGCUUCCGAGGAGCCAACCCCUGGAGAAGCGCCUGCCGAAGAAGGCGCCACCGAAGAAGCUGCCACAGAGGCAGAAGCUCCCGCGGAAGAAGCACCACCCCCUGAAGAAGCGCCGCCCGCUGAAGAAGCGCCGCCCGCUGAAGAAGCGCCGCCCGCUGAAGAAGCGCCGCCCGCUGAAGAAGCGCCGCCCGGUGAUGAAGCACCACCCGCCGAGGAAGAAGCUGCCGUCGAAGAUAUCCCGGCUGGGGAAAACGCUCCCACCGAGGAGGAAGCUGCCCCUGAAGACGCCCCCGCCGAGGAAGAAGCUGCUGAAGAACCAGCUGCCGACAAGGCAACUCCUGAAGAGGCGCCUGGAGAAGAGACUCCCACCGAAGAAUCACCCACCGCCAAUGAGCCGGUUGUCGAAGAGGCUCUUCCAGAAGAUGAGCCGUCCAAUGAAGUGGCCUCUGAAGAAGCCCCUACCAAAGAAGCUCCAGCUGAAGAGGAGCCUCCAAGCGAAGAAACCGCUCCGAAUGAUGCUGCACCUGCGGACGAAUCGGCUCCACCUGCAGAGGAUGCCCCAGCAGAGGAAGGAGCUUCACCUACAGAUGAUACUCCAGCACCACCGGAAGAAGCGCCUGCGGCCUCCGAAGACGCUCCCGCGAGCGACGAACCAGAAGUAGCCAGGGGUAUAGAGCCAGAAACCGAAUCAAUGCCGCCAGUCGCAGAGGCAGCUGCCGCCGCAGCUGUUGGCGCAGCAGCCGUGCUUGUGGCGAUGGAGGUGUCGAGGGACAAGAAAGAAAGGCGGAGGAAACACCAGGACGAGAAGCGAGAACGUCAUUUAAAGGACCCAUUGAAUGGGCACAGGGCGAAGCUUGAACGGGAGAGGGGUGAAGCUGGUCUCUUCGACAGUGCGAUUGCUCGAGAGAUUACCAAAAAGACUAAGGAGAAAGGACACAGCCGCCACGAGUCUGCCGAAUCCAAGGAGAAAGAACGCGAGAGAGACGAACAGAGAAGGGCCAGAAAAGAGCGACACGCUGCUAAAGAAGUAGCUGCCGGCAAAAGGCAGGAGGCAGAGGUAGCAGCAAGAAAGGAGGAGGAACGCAAAAGGCGCGAAGCAGCCGAAACUGCUGUUGAAGAAGAGAGGAAACGUAGGCGACGCCAGGAAAAGGAGAGGCAAAAGCUUGUUGAGAAUGCUCACCGCAAGACAGAAACGGUCCACGAAGACAGACGGAAAGGCAAAGAGAGAGACCUGACCCUCGAGUCACCUCACGACACCGCAACCGAUAUCCCCAGCGAACCGAAAAGGAAAGCUAGGCAACCAAGUUUUACUGGUUCCGGAAGUGGCGGCAGCUCCUCUGGAGGCACGGUUAUUCCUAGCAUCCUGAAGAGGAUGGGCACAGGUGAAAGCGAUACCAGGCCUCUUCUGAUGAUCAAGGUGAACGACCCCGACACUUCCAAGGACAAAUAUCGAGACAAGGAGCGAAGCCGCCACGGAGAGCAUCGCGAACACAGGUACCACAAAGAGCAGAGCAGCAAGCGUGAAGAUUCAGAGGAUCGACCACGGGCCUCUAGGCAUUCCAGCUCGAAAAGCGACAGAAGAUACCACAGCGAGUCAAAACCUACUUCGAAAAUGGGAUUUAUUGGCAAGGCUAUCAGCACGCUUGCAGAGCAUACGAGUGUGAGGGAGAUCUGGCGCCCAGAAAGAGUUGGUGCUUGA
Messenger RNA from Cladophialophora carrionii CBS 160.54, 2763 nucleotides. RefSeq lists its product as uncharacterized. Lineage: Eukaryota; Fungi; Ascomycota; Eurotiomycetes; Chaetothyriales; Herpotrichiellaceae. The transcript has a single exon. Bases 1 to 2763 code for a protein of 920 amino acids. The record is from RefSeq and is a predicted model, not a curated record.